Cyclopterus lumpus (lumpfish) is the source of this 3260-nucleotide messenger RNA. It is a transcript of the gene srp68, whose product is annotated as signal recognition particle 68. Gene Ontology annotation, cellular component: signal recognition particle, endoplasmic reticulum targeting. NCBI's taxonomy places the organism in Eukaryota, Metazoa, Chordata, Actinopteri, Perciformes, Cyclopteridae. Gene Ontology annotation, molecular function: 7S RNA binding; signal recognition particle binding; endoplasmic reticulum signal sequence receptor activity. Bases 77 to 1855 code for a protein of 592 amino acids. The record is from RefSeq and is a predicted model, not a curated record. The transcript has 16 exons. Gene Ontology annotation, biological process: SRP-dependent cotranslational protein targeting to membrane.
CCUCUACCGUCAUUGGUCGCUGGUUCUCCAGCUUACUGAGCAUGUGUAUGCGCCGCUUAGCUGUUAGCAUUUAGAGAUGGCCUCAGACAAGCAAAACGACGCUAAAGUGUCGUCUGCGGAUGAAAACAAAAAUAAUUCGUCGGAUGGAGGACUUGGACUCGAAAUUUUGCAAAUAAUCAAGGAGUCCCAGCAGCAGCAUGGCCUCAGACACGGAGACUACCAGAGAUACCGGGGUUACUGCUCCCGUAGACUGCGUCGCCUGCGCAAGACUCUUGGUUUCAGGAUGGGCAACCGACACAAGUUCGUUGGGAAGAAAAUAACGGUCGAAAUGCUCUCUGACAGCAGGUAUCUGUUGCUGGUUUUGAUGGAGGCCGAGCGUGCGUGGAGUUACGCUAUGCAGCUGAAGCAGGAGGCUAACACAGAGCCACGUAAGCGCUUCCACCUGCUGGCACGACUACGCAAGGCAGCGAAGCACAGCGAGAAACUGGAGAAGCUCUGCGAGAGCCCGCGCGUAGACGCCAAGACCAAACUUGAGGCGCAGGCCUACACUUCAUAUCUGACUGGUAUGGUGGUGUUUGAACUGCAGGAGUGGAAGCUCGCCAUGGAGGCCUUCAACAAGUGCAAGACCAUCUAUGAGAAGCUGGCCAGUGCUUUCACAGAGGAGUUAGCAGUUCUGUAUCGCCAGCGUGUGGACGAGAUAUCGCCCAACAUCCGCUACUGUGCUUACAACAUUGGAGACCAAAACGCCAUCAAUGACUUGAUGCAAAUGAGACUGACUGGAGGAGGAGGAGGCAUGAUGGCUGAGAAACUAGAGGCGCUGAUCACUCAGGCAAGAACCAAACAGGCAGCCACCAUGAGCGAGGUGGAGUGGCGAGGGCGGUCGGUGCCCGUCAAGAUCGACAAGGCCCGCAUCUUCCUGUUGGGUCUGGCAGACAACGAAGCCGCUAUCGCUCAGACGGCUAACGAGGAGACCAAAGAGCAUCUUUAUGAGACCCUGCUGGCCGAGUGCAGAGACACCAUCCAGGCUGUGAGAGAGGAACUCAAGAGUGAGGCGAAGCAGCGAGAGAGGGGCUCUGAAAGUGACAGCAGCAAGGUGUCCAACCUGCAGUUCCUGCACAGUUACCUGACCUACAUCAAGCUGGUUACGCUGGUGAAGAGGAAUGAGAGCAUGGCCCACACUCUGCAGGCUAAACUGAAGGAACCCGAAGCAGACGAGAGCAAGAGAGGGCCCCGUCCACAGGAUCUCAUCCGCCUCUACGACAUCAUCCUGCAGAGUCUGGCUGAGCUGUCCACCCUGCAGGGCCUGGAGGAUGACCACACCUUCCAGAAGGAGGUGUCCCUCAAGACGCUGGUCUACAAGGCCAACAGGUGUUUCUUCAUAGCUCAGUCAUAUGUGCUGGUGAAGAAGUGGAGUGAGGCAUUAGUGCUGUAUGAGAGGGUGCUGAAAUAUGCCAAGGAGGUGCAGUCCAAGACCAAGAACCUCAAAAACAGCCUCAAGGAUCUCCCUGACGUCCAGGAGCUCAUUGCUGAGGUCAACGCUGAAAAAUACUCCCUUCAAGCUGCUGCUAUUUUAGACACUGAUGAGACUGCUGAAGUUCCCUCUCAGCAGCAGGUCAAAGACAACACGCCCCUCUGCAACCGUCUGGAGACGUUCCGCCUCGAACCGGCCCUCGUGGGAAAGCAGCCCAAUUUGGUCCAGUUCCCUCCCGACUUCCAGCCAAUUCCCUGCAAGCCCCUGUUCUUUGACCUUGCGCUCAACCAUGUGGCCUUCCCACCCCUGGACGACAAGGUGGAGCAGAAGGGCAAGGGUGGCCUCACCGGCUACAUCAAGGGCAUCUUUGGCUUUGGCAGCUAAAUCGAUCUCCCAGGCUUUGGAUUCAACAGGAGAGCCACAAGGUCCCGAGUUCACCACAAACAACCAGCCUUGGGCCGGUCGUUAAUUAGAAUAAUUCAAAUUACUUAUAUGUUUGAUUUUUUUUCUUCUUCUUUUUUUUGCCUAAGUGCAAGAUGGGUGGAGUUUGCCGCUCCGAGGGAGGCGAGGAAGUGAUCUGAUAAAUUUCAAGUAGCAAUAUGACCCACGUUCCCAGGCUGCAUGGGAUCCGAGCAUACGGGCUCCCUCCUUACUUUGACAUAAGGAGGUGGCCGUGUCUUUCAGGUUUUACAGGUUACCAUGCCAUGUCUGCAGCUACAGACGAGUUGUCAAUCUCACGAUCCCGACGGAGCAAACGAAACCACUUGCUGAUCAUUAGUAGUGUUUAUUUCUUCAUUUUUUACUGUUGUGUAAGCGCCUUCAUUUAACAACGUAAGUUUUUUUCUUUAUGCGAGAGAUGUUUUCUGCAUCUUCUUUUUUAACGUACAACUUACAAAGUGCAGUUUUGUUAUUGCAGCUACUAAAAAAACCCAAAGUAGUGCUUAUCAAAAUCCAUAAAUAUUCAGUGAAAUGUAGUUCAGCAAACUGAAGCUGUUUUAUCAAUCAUCAUGGUUUUCAGAAGACUUCUGCUGCAAUCUAAUUCUUCCCUCCACCCCUGCUUUGGUUUCUCCUGCUUUUUUACUGUGCAUGAAUUGUUUUUGUUAAUUUGUCAACUACAACCUACACGGGUCAUAAUGUAUAUGUUGUCCUGUAUGACAUUGGGCACCAAAAGUGCCAUCGUGUUCGAGAAGCGUCCAACUGCUUCAACCCGUCUGAAUGGAAGCGCAAGUCGCCAUCUUUAACACCCCUCGCUGUGUCGCAUUUUCUACAGAAGGGCCUGCUCGCUGAGGACCGUAUGGAACCAGUGCAGCUCUUCACACUGUAAUCAAUUCAGGUGUUUUUAAUUUUUAUUUCAUCAAAAUCAAUGUAGGAGAGCAGUCGACAUUGGUGAAUGGAGGGAGUUUUUUUUUUAGAAGCCUUUCAUUCAUUCACAUACGCCUGUUUGUUUGUCAUGAGUGGGACUCAAAUGUUUUCAUCAGCAAUGACAUGCCUAUGGAUAUUCUGUAACUAAAAACCUUUCGUGAUAUAUUUGUUGCCAGUCAUAAUACAUCAAAGCAACUCUUUUCCUCUGGUCUGCGAUAGCUGGUUAAACACGAGCUAGAGGAUUUGUUCAGUGUCCCACUUUCACUCGAGCAUUUAACUGUUAUGCUUACUAUUUUUUUAUUAUAAAUGUCUGGUUUGAAUUUUAAGUAUUUCUUUUUUUUUGUUAUUAAAUAAUUAAGAUGGAAGUGCUGGAGUAGUUUCAGCACUUUACCUCGAUUUUGCCUGGAAAAUAAACGGUUAGGAUCAA